Dermatophagoides pteronyssinus (European house dust mite) is the source of this 1131-nucleotide messenger RNA. RefSeq names its product vegetative cell wall protein gp1-like. Lineage: Eukaryota; Metazoa; Arthropoda; Arachnida; Sarcoptiformes; Pyroglyphidae. The record is from RefSeq and is a predicted model, not a curated record.
CCAAGCCCAGGCUUACCAGCACCAGCUCCAAGACCAGUUCAACCAUCUGGACCAUCAUCUUUUGGAACAUUGCCAGCACCAGCUCCAAGACCAAUUCAACCAUCUGGUCCAUCAUCUUUUGGAACAUUACCAGCACCAGCUCAGCCAUCGAGACCAUCAUUUGGUGCUUUGCCAAGCCCAAGCUUACCAGCACCAGCUCCUCGACCAGUUCAGCCAUCCGGUCCAUCAUCUUUUGGAACAUUACCUGCACCAGCUCCACGUCCUGCUCAACCAUCUGGUCCAUCAUCUUUCGGAACAUUACCUGCACCAGCUCAGCCAUCCGGUUCAUCAUCUUUUGGAACAUUGCCAGCACCAGCUCCAAGACCCGUUCAACCAUCCGGACCAUCAUCUUUUGGAACAUUACCGGCACCAGCUCCACGUCCUGCUCAACCAUCUGGUCCAUCAUCUUUCGGAACGUUGCCAGCCCCAGCUCCAAGACCAGUUCAGCCAUCUGGAUCAUCAUUUGGAUCUUUGCCAAGUCCUGGAUUACCAGCACCAGCUCCACGACCAGCUCAGCCAUCUGGUCCAUCUUUUGGAACAUUACCAGCACCAGCUCCAAGACCAAUUCAACCAUCUGGACCAUCUUCUUUCGGAACGUUGCCAGCCCCAGCUCCAAGACCAGUUCAGCCAUCCGGUCCAUCAUUUGGUGCUUUGCCAAGCCCAGGCUUACCAGCACCAUCUCCAAGACCAGUUCAGCCAUCCGGACCAUCAUCUUUUGGAACAUUUCCAGCACCAGCUCCACGACCAGCUCAGCCAUCUGGUCCAUCAUUUGGAUCUUUGCCAAGUCCAGGGUUACCAGCACCAGCUAUACGUCCUGCCCAACCAUCGGGACAAUCAUUUGGAACUUUAACGCGCCCAUCCGUAUUUCCAUCACAAACAUUAACUCGUACACAAGCUCAAUUCAAUAUCGAACAACAAAAAGAUAUUAUUGAUGAAGAAGAGAGUCCUAUUCUUCUAAUCCAGCCAGCUGGACCAUCAUCUUUCGGAACGCUCCCAGCACCAUCUCCAAGACCAGCUCAGCCAUCGAGACCAUCAUUUGGUGCUUUGCCAAGCCCAGGCUUACCAGCACCAGCUCCAAGACCAGUUCAACCA